Molecule: messenger RNA, 1005 nt
Organism: Colletotrichum truncatum
Lineage: Eukaryota; Fungi; Ascomycota; Sordariomycetes; Glomerellales; Glomerellaceae
Product: methyltransferase domain-containing protein
Molecular function (GO): methyltransferase activity
Source: RefSeq, a predicted model, not a curated record
AUGAAUUUGUCUACAAGCGAGCCAAUAGAGCCAGCUCCACCAGACAUGCUGGACGAGGACCAAUUUGAAGAAUCAUCAGACUAUGGCGAGUCACUUGCGUCUUCAGGCUUCACAUCACUUGCUUCUCGGGUCAUGAGGCAUUCACAUGAAGGUGGAAGACGCUAUCAAUCCUUCUUGCAGGGGAUAUACCCCCUUCCAAAUGAUGAGACGGAACAGUUUCGUGAGGAGAUGAAGCAUCAAUUGAUCAAACGUCUUCUUGACGGCAAUGACUACCUCUCCCCCAUUAACAUCAGCCCGCAGAAGAUAUUGGAUGUUGGCACUGGUACAGGUCUUUGGGCUGUCGAAGUCGCCGAUAAGUUCCCAAGUGCACAUGUCAUUGGUGUAGACAUUUCGCCGAUUCAGAACUCAUAUGCACCUCAAAAUGUCGACUGGAGGAUCGAUGACAUUGAAGAAAGCUGGUCUCAACUUUAUUCUGGCCUUGACUUUGUUCACUUUAGGUCAGUCAGUGUGACCCUUCGAGACCCGGUCAAGGUCAUCAAGUCGGCGUACCAAAAUCUGAAACCGGGAGGGUGGAUUGAAUUCCAGGACGCCGGCGUGAACAUUGGGUGUGAUGACGGUACAUUACCUGAAGAUUAUGCGCCGGUAAAAUUUAUGGACUUGUUUAUCCGCACUUUCCGAAUUCAUUUUUCUUGGGACUUGGAGGUCCCUCUUGUGCUUCCCGAAAUGCUGAGAAGUACCGGGUUUACAAAUAUUCAUUGUCGGACGCACAAAAUGCCCAUCGGGCCAUGGGCGAAGGACCGGCACCAGCGAGAAAUCGGCCUAUUCCUAAGCAAGGAUGUAUUGUGGCAACUUGUCCGCGCUGUGCUUGUCAAAUGGCCACAAAUGGGCUUAUCAAAGCAGGAAGCCGAUACCAUGGAACAGGAUAUCCGAAGGGCGUUCCACGACACACGAAUACAUGCCUAUCUGCCUUGGAUAUCUGUCUGGGCCCAAAAACCCUACAGCUGA